GUGAGGACGCUCUUUGUCAGCGGAUUGCCUCUGGACAUCAAGCCCCGGGAACUUUACCUGCUCUUCAGGCCCUUUAAGGGGUACGAAGGGUCUCUUAUCAAACUCACCUCCAAGCAGCCCGUAGGCUUCGUCAGCUUCGACAGCCGCUCCGAGGCGGAGGCAGCAAAGAACGCUCUGAACGGCAUCCGCUUCGACCCCGAGAUCCCCCAGACGCUGCGGCUGGAGUUUGCCAAGGCGAACACCAAGAUGGCCAAGAGCAAGUUGGUGGGCACCCCCAACCCCAGCACACCUCUCCCCACCGCUGUACCUCAGUUCAUCGCCCGGGAGCCCUAUGAGCUCACAGUGCCUGCACUUUACCCCAGUAGCCCUGAAGUGUGGGGGCCGUACCCUCUGUACCCAGCGGAGUUAGCACCUGCUCUACCUCCUCCUGCUUUCACCUAUCCCGCUUCGCUGCACGCCCAGAUGCGCUGGCUCCCUCCCUCCGAGGCUGGUUCUCAGGGCUGGAAGUCCCGUCAGUUCUGCUGA
This is a messenger RNA of Leptosomus discolor (cuckoo roller), 525 nucleotides long. Lineage: Eukaryota; Metazoa; Chordata; Aves; Leptosomiformes; Leptosomidae. The record is from RefSeq and is a predicted model, not a curated record.